AUGUUUUGCGUGGCCCUCCAUUCCGAAACUCAAUCUUUUGACGGCAUUCUAAUUGGAAAUGUAGAAGCUGCAGAUGGGGACCGCAACGAUAAGCUGGAAUUUUCGUUAAGAGGCCAGCAUGCUGGUCUUUUCGAAAUAGACUCUAAGGGCAGCCUUUAUAUUCGGCCUGAGCAACUUCAAGGACUAAAUGAAUCAACGGUUCAUUUAAUAGCCAUAGCAACUGAUUCAGGUGUACCACAACGAAGCACUUCUGUGCCUGUUACAAUAGCUCUGGAUGGCGUCGCACUUGCUCAAGUGUCUUGGCGUUCCAAUUUAAUUGGAAUUUUAAGCAUGAUCAUCAGUGUAUUCAUUUUGAUAGUUUUGGUUCUUACUUGCUAUAUAUUGCGCUCUAAGAGAAAAAUUCAAAAGGCUUCCCCACCUUUGGGACGAAAUCGUGUACACAGCAAUGCACAUAGUGCAGUUUCUUCGGCCAACUUGGUUACACACGAACAAAUUUCCAGCAAUGGUACUGGUGCUAUAGUCAUGAGCGGCACUAGCGGCGUGUCUGUGUUGCAUAUGAAAAACGAUGGCAACAUCACUAUGUCGAACCCCAUCGGCAAUUGUGUGGAUCAUGCCGGCGUUGGUCUGCCGAAUUCCACCACUACCCUAGCUAAACGCGAACAAGAACGUGAUCAUGAAAGACAGCGUGAAAGUUACGCUGCAACUGUGAGAAGCAUAGUGUCGCGUGCCUCAGCCAAUGGACAAUUGUUCGAAGACAAUGAGAUCGAAAAUGACUCACUUUCAAAUCAGGACAACAUGACAUCAGAAACCAACAAUAAAAAAACUGCUUGGGGGCCGACAGCAAACGCACAGCGAGGAGUUUUAUCGGUAGCGAAUUUGAAUUGUAACGCUGCUAGUGGUUCUAACCUCUUAGCGGAAACUGAAACAAUGGGUUCAUCAGAAAAUAACUUAACGGUAUAUUUUUAAGCAUCGAAAUCGAAAUUCUUCCCAUUGAUAAACAUAUGUACCUACAUAUGUAAGUAAAUGUACAAAAGGACCUCACCCGGCCAAGAAAUGUAUGUUAGCAGAUGUUAUGAGUUUUACGAUAGUUUCUCUUGCCUUAAAAUUUAUUUAUUUUUUUCUAUCCGUUGAAUGCAUUCGUUUUAUACAUAUAUGGGCAUUCCC
This is a messenger RNA of Rhagoletis zephyria (snowberry fruit fly), 1164 nucleotides long. RefSeq lists its product as uncharacterized. Lineage: Eukaryota; Metazoa; Arthropoda; Insecta; Diptera; Tephritidae. Gene Ontology annotation, cellular component: membrane. The record is from RefSeq and is a predicted model, not a curated record. Gene Ontology annotation, molecular function: calcium ion binding.